This is a messenger RNA of Recurvomyces mirabilis, 1803 nucleotides long. RefSeq lists its product as uncharacterized. NCBI's taxonomy places the organism in Eukaryota, Fungi, Ascomycota, Dothideomycetes, Mycosphaerellales, Teratosphaeriaceae. The transcript has 2 exons. The coding region runs from base 1 to 1803 and encodes 600 amino acids. The record is from RefSeq and is a predicted model, not a curated record.
AUGCCUUGCUUCAAAGGCCUUGCGGUCAGCAUCCACACGCCGGACGGUCCACUGGCAGAACACUCCAUCCAAAAGCAGUCACGAGCGUCACGAAUCUCCUCCUACAUCCCCGUCCCGCCCGCCAAGGUCCCCACCGACUCUCUGACCGGCAAACCAGAACAGUCCACCUUCGCCAUCUCCAUCACUCUUCUCACACCAGGUCUGAAUGUCCCGUACAGCACACCCAAGCCCACCGAGCAGGACCCAUACCCACAACCCCGCACGGUCGCUAGCCUGCCAGGCACGAGUCAAGAACGAGGUGCUUACAUCGGCUCAGUGCCGCCAUACAUCUCACGCACAUCGAACCCCAACGAGACAAUAGCUGCGUACAUCUACUUCGACGGGCGUAUCAAGGAAGAGGUUGCGACGCUGCUACGGCGCGGUGAAGAGACUUGGGUCAAUUCGAGAUGGGUCAGUGUCCCAGACUCGGAAGGCGGCGGUCUGGCAGAGCGAGAGUUCAUCUUCCGGGAGGUGGGGCUCGAGCGGUGGCUGAAUGGUCUCGAUCUGGAGGGCUCGAAGGACAGGGCUGAGAGGGUUGAGCGGAGGCAGAGGCGGCUGGAGAAGAAGCAGAAGAAGAAGAAGAGGGAGCAGGCGAUGGACUCUAGUGACGAGGAGGAAGAGAAGAGCAAAGUCAAGCGUCUGGACAGGAAUGGUGUGCUGCGUUAUGGAGGCGAGCCCACCUCUCCCGUCGAGGAUAUGCAAGACGAGAGCGGCCUCUUCUCGUCAGAUUCAGACUCAGACGACGAGCCGCCGCAAGCCGAAGCCGCGGGCCAGAUCAAGGUGGCAUUAUUCAGAGUGCUCGCCAGUGGAGAGAUCAAGCGUGGCGAGUACUCCCCGCAGUUCGAUGUGCACGAGGAUGAAGAUGGCGCCGACCAGAAUGGUAACAACGAGACUGGUGACGGCGAUAUCGAUCAUACUACGAGUUUCGCCAAGCCAAAGACUCUGGAUCCGAAGUCGAUCAGUACGCAAACUGUGACAGGACUAGACCCACCGGAGGCCCCGUAUGCUGUCUUUACAUUCUUUUACCGUGGUGAGAAGCAGCUUCAGAAGAUGAACAUCUUACACAGCGACGAUGCGCAGAAGGCUCCACAUAGCGUAGCCAAGCGCAAAGUCUCCGGACCAGACUUCUCCAGCCUGGGACCACUCAAGUCGAAGGGAACCGUGGGAUUUUCUGGCUACCGUGAUGGUAACGCCAAGCGGAAAGGCAAGGACAAGGAUGCUGAUGCCAUGGACAGUGACCAGGAGGAUGAUGAUGCGGAACAUCUGCGGGAUGGCGACAACGACACUGACAUUAAGGAUGAAAAUGGGAAAUUGCUGUCACCCGAGGAUGCGAGGCGGCAGGACGAGGUGGCAGAGGGUGUGCAGAAGAUUAAGCUGAAACGCCAGCACUCAGCAGAGCCACUCGGCGAAUCUGCAGCUACCCGCAAGUCACCGCAUAUCAAGGCCGAGGACUCUCCAGGAGGCACACCUCAAUCAGCGAACUCGACCUCAGCGAAUGCGGGUACACCACCACCUGAGGGGAUGUCGUCAAAAGUCACGAAUGGUACAGCAGAUGCCAUUGCCAGUCCGUUCAAGAGACAUAGAGCGUCUAUGCCGGGUCUAGACAAUGCGAUGUUUGGCCAGCUGGAUGCGAAGCUGAAUGGUCAAGUGCUCACGUACGAGUCCAACGAUGCGGCGAGGAAGCAGGAGGACCAGCAUGGAGCAUUGUCUACGCCUGGUGUAAAGGUCGAAGCCGCCAUGGAUUCGGACGAUGGUGAGCUCUGA